Molecule: messenger RNA, 4779 nt
Organism: Melozone crissalis (California towhee)
Lineage: Eukaryota; Metazoa; Chordata; Aves; Passeriformes; Passerellidae
Gene: PIK3C2G
Product: phosphatidylinositol-4-phosphate 3-kinase catalytic subunit type 2 gamma
Exons: 32
Coding region: 1-4422 (1473 amino acids)
Biological process (GO): phosphatidylinositol 3-kinase/protein kinase B signal transduction; phosphatidylinositol-3-phosphate biosynthetic process; phosphatidylinositol-mediated signaling
Cellular component (GO): phosphatidylinositol 3-kinase complex; plasma membrane; cytoplasm
Molecular function (GO): phosphatidylinositol binding; 1-phosphatidylinositol-3-kinase activity; 1-phosphatidylinositol-4-phosphate 3-kinase activity
Source: RefSeq, a predicted model, not a curated record
AUGGCACACUUUGGGAGGGUGCCCUUCUCACACACUGGAUUCUGUGCAGGACAGCCUGGGCCCCAAGCAUCUCACCCAGAGUGCCAUUCUGGCUCUGAUGGAGACAUCCCUCUGGGAUUUGAUCGAAUAGUUGAUGAAGUCAGCCACGAAUUCUUUUUUUAUGGUUCAUCCCAUCCACAUCAUCAUGAAGAAAUAUUUUUCCCAGCAGACCUUUUCAGUCAGAAUGUGCCUGACCAGCAUCUUUACAGUCAUCCUCUGGUUGCUCAUGGAGAGCUUUACCCUGGAACUGCAAUCCCUCACUGGCAGCAAGGCACAGUGGCACCAAUGGUUGGCUUCAGACCUUCCUUACUGCCUGACUGCAGAAACUUUUCUGUGGUGGAUUCCCACCCCUACAGUCAUGAGAGAGAACUCCAUGGAAGGAAUAGUGUAAAUUCAGUUUCUAAUGUGGAAAGGGGCAACACAAAUCUGCAGUUUCAGAUAGGCUUUGACAAUCUGGAUGGUUCAAGUCCUGUUUUCUUAGGCAAUUAUCGAUUUGGACAAAAAGUGAGAGAAGAAAGUGGAAAUGGGGAAACUUCUGUAACCAACAUUUCCAGAAGAUGCAGCACAGGACCUACCCACCCCCAGGGCUCUGGACACAACAGAGAGGCUGCACCUUGGUCUAUCCAGCUGAUUGAAGCAGAUCAAGGAAGUAAUGAAAACACAGUUGGUUUCUGCAAUGCAGUGGAGAAACUCAGAAAUGCCUAUCCUGCUUUUGAUUUGAAGACAAAUACUGGGAAAAUCUGGAGUAUCACAACAAGCUUCCCAGAGCAUAUCCUUGGUGGAACAAAAUUCAGACUCAGCAUUUGGACAGAUUUUUCACCACAUCCUCUACUUCUUACACAACAUGCUGGCUGUAUCACUCACGACUUAAUUGUGGAGAUCCUCAGGUGCACAAAUCAAUACCCAGCCCGGGAGGAAUGCCUUCUGAGUGUUUGUGGGGCUGAUGAAUUCUUACAAAACAACUGUACUUUGGGAAGCCACGAAAGUCUCCGCAAGGCAAGCACCUGCAUUCAGCUCCGCCUGCACCACGCUGCUCAUCUGGAGCACAGCUUGGCUAGAACAUGUGGGGAUGACCAAAGAAGGUUCAGUGUGAAUGAGCUGUUAGAAGACACUUGUGCCUGGAGACUGAUCUGGCAGAACCUUAUCUCUGUUAUUAUCAACUAUGGAGGUCAAGUGGAAUAUCUGCUGCAAAAUGAGAAUAAUAUUGAUAAUGUGAUUGAGGCAGCUAAAGCCAUCUGCAGUGUCCUGUGUUCUGUGGAAACCAGGGACAUCACUGAUGCAGUCUGGAAACUCCAUGCUUUGGGGAGAGCACAGAAUUCUCUUCAAAGUGUGGAAACACCAGGCAAAGUGUUAGUAGAGGCUGCUGUGACUGAGCUCUCCAUGGCCAUCUCUCGUCUCAUCCAUGCCUACAGCAGCAGCUUUGAUGCCAAUUUCCAGCUUGCCAGCAUCCCUAGGAGCCCUUUAUGUGCAGACAUCAGCCUGAAUUCCCAGCUGAGCUUCACUGUUUGUGCUGCCCAUAACAUCCCAGAAGCCUGGGUGACCAGCUACAAAGUUUUCUCUUUUUCCUGUUUACUGACUUAUGCUGGGAAGACAAUAUGUCAAGUGAAGAUUUGCAAAAAUACUCCAGUUAAAAGAUCCUUCUUUUUCCUGGCUGACUGGAAUGAGAAGGUUAACUUCCCUUUACGAAUAAAGGCUCUUCCAAGGGAAACUAUGCUGACAGUAAAACUGCUGGGAGUAAACAGUGCCUCUAAAAAUACAGAAGUGCUUGCUUGGACAUGCUGCCCCUUGUAUGCAAAAGAGAGGCUGGUCCAUGGAACCGUGCUGCUCAGCCUGGCACCGUGCAGCACAGUCCCCACAGCAAUGAUCACCCCGGGCAUCUGCAGCACUGAGACACCAACCUCAGCCACCCUGCAGGUUGACUUCCCAGAAGCUGAUUUGGAGUUCAUUAAACCUGAACCUGAGGAAAGAAGAGGUGAUCUUGUAGAGCCAACCCAAGAGUGCCUGAAGCACAUUGCAAGACUUUCCCAGAGACAUUCUCUCUUGCUACUCUCAGAGCAGCAGAGAAGAAUCUUGUGGUUUUAUCGCUACUCCUGCAAUAACCAGAACUGCUCCCUUCCUCUGGUGCUGGGCAGUGCACCCAGCUGGGACAGAACCACUGUGUCAGAAAUGUAUGCCCUGCUGAGGGCUUGGAGGUUUUCUCACCCUCUGCAGGCUCUUGGGCUGCUGACUUUCAGUUUUCCAGAUCAAGAUAUUCGCAGGGCAGCAGUCCAACAACUAGAAAAUGUGUCAAAUGAUGAAUUGUUAGAAUACCUCCCACAGCUGGUUCAGGUGCUCAAGUUUGAGUGGAGUCUUGAAAGCCCUCUGGUGAAACUCCUGCUGAGUCGUUCUCUUCAGAGCAUCCAAGUAGCCCAUCAGCUUUACUGGCUGCUGAAGAAUGCACAGAAUGAAGUUCAUUUCAGAAUGUGGUAUAAGAAACUUCUGGCUGCUCUCCAAUUCUGUGCUGGACAGACCCUGAACAAUGAGUUUUCUAAGGAAGAAAAACUCAUCAGAAUUCUGGGAGACAUUGCCACAAAAGUGAAAGCUGCCACUGACCCAAAAAGAAAGGAGGUGUUGAAGGUGGAGCUCAGCAGACUGCAGCAGUUCUUCCAGGAGGUGAAGCUCUGCCGGCUGCCCCUGAACCCUGCGCUGGUUGUGCAAGGCAUAGAGGCAGAUUCAUGUUCUUAUUUUACAUCCAAUGCCUUUCCCUUAAAAAUCUCCUUCAUCAAUGCGAAUGCUCCAAGUGGAAACAUCAAUGUGAUUUUUAAGAUAGGUGAUGAUCUACGUCAAGAUAUGUUGGUUCUGCAAAUUAUUCACCUGAUGGACAGCAUUUGGCUCCAAGAAGGACUGGAUAUGCAAAUGAUCAUUUACAGGUGUUUAUCUACAGGGAAAGGACAAGGGCUGGUGCACAUGGUGCCAGAUGCUACCACCCUAGCGAAGAUCCACAGGGAGUCUGGGCUGAUAGGACCACUGAAAGAAAACACAAUUAAAAAAUGGUUUCACCAUCACCAUCCUCUGCAAUCAAGUUACCAAGAGGCCAUAAGGAAUUUCUUUUAUUCCUGUGCUGGCUGGUGUGUUGUUACCUUCAUCCUGGGAGUCUGUGAUCGACACAGUGACAACAUCAUGCUGACAAAAGCUGGACACAUGUUCCACAUAGAUUUUGGAAGAUUUUUGGGUCAUGCACAGAUGUUUGGAAGCAUCAGAAGGGACAGAGCUCCCUUCAUCUUCACCUCAGAGAUGGAGUAUUUCAUAACAGAGGGGGGCAAAAACCCACAGCGUUUCCAGGAGUUUGUGGAGCUUUGUUGUCGAGCUUAUAACAUUGUCAGGAAACACAGCCAGCUGCUCCUGAACCUGCUGGAGAUGAUGCUGCACGCAGGAUUGCCUGAGCUGAAGAGCAUCCAGGAUGUGAAAUAUGUGUAUGAUAACCUCCGUCCUCAGGACUCAGAUCUCCAGGCUACAAGCUACUUUACAAGGAAAAUAAGGGAAAGUUUGGAGUGCUUUCCUGUUAAACUCAACAACUUGAUCCACACGCUGGUGCAGAUGUCAGUGGGGAGUUCUGCAAAACCUCCAGCUCCAGAGAGUGUCCCCCAGGAAUGGAUGGUGCUGGACACAGAGAGGUCAAUUGCAAGGGCCUCCAUUCUGGGAUUCAGCAGAAAGCCUGACCCUAUAUACCUCAUCCAGGUGGUGCAGACCUGCAACGUGGUCACCUUCGUGGAAAAAUCAUUCCACCAGUUCUCAACACUUCACAGCCAUCUCCAGAUGCAAUUCCCAUCUCAUGCCCUCCCAGAGUUUCCCCACUCAUGGCAUUUACCUUUUAUGGAUCUUGAGCACAAGAGAAUGAAGGAUUUGAACCUCUAUCUGAAGCAGCUAUUAAGUGGCUCCAGGAAAGUGGCUAAUAAUGAGCUUGUACUCAGCUUCUUCCUCAACUGGUCCAAAAAUACCUCGGCAGAACACUCAUCAUCUCUGACCUUAGGUCCUCAGUCAGCUGGUGAGAAGCCUGGAGUACAACUGGUCAUGUCCUAUGAAAACACCUGCCUGACAAUAAUGCUGAAACACAUGAGGAACCUCCACCUCCCAGAUGGCUCUGCCCCAAGUGCACACGCUGAAUUUUAUCUUCUGCCAGACCCUGGUGAGGUCAGUCGAAGGAAAACAAGGACAGCUCCAAAAGGCUCUGACCCGACUUACAAUGAACUUAUUGUCUAUGACAGAGUCCCAGAGCUCCAAGGCCGUGUCCUGAAGCUUGUGGUGAAAAGCAAAGGAACAUUUGUGGGAGCUGUUAACAUUCAACUGAGCAAUGUCCAGUUCAAUGAAGAAAAGUGGUACCCACUGGGAAACAGUAUAAUUUAAAUGUUCUCCAAGAUGAUUCAAUUAUUUGCCCACUAAUGUUUCUUUAUCCCAUUUCCCAGGUUACAUUUUGUCUCAGUUGCCCUUGAGAAUAGGCAGUCAUCUCCUGAGCACAUAUCCUAACAUUUCUAACCAUUGGCCUCUUGUCUUAAAAGUGCCACAGAUUCCUGCCACAGAUUCCUGCCAGUGUGGGUUUAAGGAAUCACAUCCUAAGGACUUGUAGCAACAUGCAGGAAGUUCUUACGACAGCAAUGAAGGGCUUGGUUUUGUUAAUAUUAAAUAGUACUGUAAAAAUACUGAAUUCUGUACACAUCAGUGUGUGGGGGCUCAUUCUUUGCCCAUUAAUUCCACUGACUGUGU